UUUUAUUUUGAUCCAUAAAAUUUAAAGUUAUUAAAUUGAAAUUGAGGAUUUUCUGGAGAAACUUUCUUGAAUCUUUCGUCUUUGUCAGUGGCAAAGUUUCAACAAGUUCUCUGUUUGUCUGUCCAUGCCACGUGUGUGUCUUUUGUUCCGGUUUUAGUGUUCAUUCUAGCACAUGGCACCAUAUCGUAACAGUGCUCAAAACUCACUAUCAUCGAACGUUAAUGAUUCGAUUGAACCGACUGAACGUGACAUUUGGUCUUCGAUAUUGAAACAAGUACAACAGACUGCAACUAAUAAAUUACCUUCGAAUAAAUCUAUUCUUGUACUCGGUGACAAUGAUUCGGGUAAAUCGUCCCUUAUUGCAAAGAUGCAAGGCAUCGAUACCACGUGCAAAGGAUCCGGACUUGAAUAUCAUUAUCUAAUGGUUCGUGAUGAAUAUCGAGAUGAACAAACACAAUGCGGAGUAUGGAUAUUGGAUGGCAAUUAUAAUUGGAAGUCUCAAUUGUUACGUUUUGCGUUGAAUGAAGACAAUUUUGAAGAUACAACUAUACUUGUAGUUUGUUCGAUGACGAAACCAUGGGAGAUGAUGAAUUCACUGCAGUAUUGGAUGAAUUGCCUACAAAAACAUGUACAGAAUUUGAAUUUGGAUCCGAAAAAAUUUAAAGAAUAUCAGAAUAAAAAUACACAACGAUUCCAGGAUUAUAUUUCACCUGGUGAUGAAAUAGAAGGAUUAACUUCGAUGCGUCGUUCGCAAAAUGGUGAUCACUCAGUAACCGCAGCCGGUAAUAAUGGCAUUCCAAUCGAUCAUAUCGAACCUGAACGAGAUCCAUUACCUCCUAACGUACUUUCACAUAAUCUUGGAUUAGACAUAGUCGUAGCUAUUACUAAAACCGAUUAUAUGUCUACAUUGGAAAAAGAUUAUGAUUUUCGAGAGGAACAUUUCGAUUUCAUACAACAAUAUGCACGAAAAUUUUGCCUUCAAUACGGCGCCACUUUGAUGUAUGUUUCCGCUAAGAUAAACAAAAAUUGUGAUCUAUUAUACAAAUAUAUUGUUCAUCGAAUUUACGGAUUGAAAUUUAAAACUCCUGCAUUAGUCGUAGAAAAGGAUGCCGUUUUCAUACCAUCUGGUUGGGAUAAUGAGAAAAAAAUUUCCAUUCUUUAUGAUAAUAUACAAUCAUUUUCACCGGAUGAUGAUUAUAAUGAUGUGAUAAUGGCACCACAUAAUGUUAAUCCGACUAUGAAAGAACCGGAAAUAGUUGCUGAAGAUGACCAAAUAUUUUUGAUGAAACUACGAACACAACUGAAUCAACAGGUCCCGUCCAAUAUUACUAACACACCACUUCGAGGUCAACCCACUGUUGGUCAAGCAUCUCCUAAUACAACGAAUCUUGUUGGUAAUGCUGGAGCUCAUAGCGGUGGAUCUGCCACUAAAUCGGAUCGUCGACAGUCACAUCAAACUUCAUCAAGUCAUAGCGCUAGUCCGGCUGCUGCAGCUGCUUUUCUUGAUGCAUCCGGUAAAGCAUCUCCCGGUGGUGAGCGUGUCUUGCAGACAUUUUUUAAUUCAUUAUUGAGCCGAAAAUCGGUUGGAGGAUCUGGUGGAAGCAGUAGUUCACCUAGUGGUGGUAAUUCAACUGGAUCUGGUCGCAAUAGUCAAUCUGGUGUUUCGACACCUAGUUCAGCAUCAUCAACGGCAGUCGAAUCAUUACGCGCUCGUGAUGUACAAGCUGAAUUAGAUCGCAUAAUCGAAGGUACAAAAUCAUCAACAAACGAUGAAUAAUUUGAUCACAUGUAUCAUGAAAUCAUGAAAAAAUUAUGAUUAUUUAUAUUUUUAUUUAUUUCCAUUUUUCACAA
Messenger RNA from Dermatophagoides pteronyssinus (European house dust mite), 1851 nucleotides. It is a transcript of the gene Dlic, whose product is annotated as dynein light intermediate chain. The record is from RefSeq and is a predicted model, not a curated record. Gene Ontology annotation, cellular component: centrosome; cytoplasmic dynein complex. Lineage: Eukaryota; Metazoa; Arthropoda; Arachnida; Sarcoptiformes; Pyroglyphidae. Gene Ontology annotation, biological process: microtubule cytoskeleton organization; microtubule-based movement. Gene Ontology annotation, molecular function: dynein heavy chain binding.